AUGUGCGCAACAUCUUUCUACCCUCAUCUCGCCUCCACCUUCCCUCUUCAAGUUCUUCGCCCUCGGAAAACCAGUGGGUUCUUUGGGUGGGCGGGCCGAAGCUGCUUUUUGCCCUCUCCCAAGAUGGCCACCGCUGCCUCUGUGACAGGCCUGGUCACGUGGACACAUCCGCCUAUGAGGUCUCUGGGGCUUGGUAGGUGAUUGUCCCUUUCGGGGCCCCGUCCCCAGGCGGUGACUGCCCUUGUCAACCGGAGCCUGAGCGAUCAUGGCAACGGGCUCGGGCUGGGAGCUCGUGGCGGCAGUGGCAGCGGCGACAGCUUGGUCGCGGGCCGGGGCGGCGGAGCGGCGGCGGCGGCGGUGGCACUGGCACUGGCACCGGCCCUGAGCGCCAUGCUGCCGGGCAGCGCCGAGAGGCAGCAGGCGGCCGGAUGGGAGGCGCAGGAGGUGGCCGCGGCCGCAGCGGAGGCGACUGAGGAACAGGUCUGCGUGGACGCGGGCGCGGCCGGGGAGCCGGAGCGCACGACCGGGGGGGAGCAACUCAAGGACCCGGCCCCGGCCCCGGCGCAGCCCCGCGCGGCGGAGGAGGGGGACGCCCGCGACCCGCCGCGGCCGUCGCCCUCGCUGCCCCAGUCUAAACCGGCUCCAGCGCGGGGCCUCUGCCCGCAUGGCAAACCCAGGAGCAAGGGCCGAAGCUGCAAGCGGGGCUCAAGCCACCGUCCGGACGAGUCCCGUCCUCGGCGGCCAGUCACCGUGGACAGCUCCAAGGCCAGGACCUCCCUGGACGCUCUGAAGAUCAGCAUCCGCCAGCUCAAGUGGAAGGAGUUCCCAUUUGGCCGACGCUUGCCUUGUGAUAUCUACUGGCAUGGAGUUUCAUUUCACGACAGUGACAUAUUCUCUGGUCAAGUGAACAAGUUUCCAGGCAUGACGGAGAUGGUGCGUAAAAUUACUCUGAGCAGAGCAGUGAGAAUCAUGCAGGAGCUCUUUCCUGACGAGUACAACUUCUACCCUCGCUCAUGGAUUCUGCCUGACGAGUUCCAGCUCUUUGUUGCUCAGGUUCGGAUGGUGAAAGAUGGUGACCCCUCGUGGAAGCCCACUUUUAUUGUAAAACCUGAUGGUGGUUGUCAGGGUGAUGGAAUCUACCUCAUUAAAGACCCCAGUGACAUCCGCCUGGCAGGGACCCUCCAGAGCAGGCCAGCUGUGGUCCAGGAGUACAUCUGCAAACCUCUCCUUAUCGACAAGCUGAAGUUUGAUAUUCGUUUGUAUGUCUUACUAAAGUCCUUAGAUCCCUUAGAGAUUUAUAUAGCCAAAGAUGGACUCUCGAGAUUUUGUACUGAGCCAUAUCAAGAGCCCACUCCCAAAAAUCUGCACCACAUCUUCAUGCACUUAACCAACUAUUCCCUGAAUAUCCACAGUGGUAACUUUGUCCAUUCGGACAGUGCUAACACAGGCAGCAAAAGGACUUUUUCUAGCAUUCUUUGUAGGUUGUCUUCUAAAGGUGUUGACAUCAAGAAGGUCUGGUCUGACAUCAUCUCCUUGGUGAUUAAGACCGUCAUUGCCCUGACUCCAGAGCUCAAAGUUUUCUACCAGUCGGACAUCCCAGCAGGGAAGCCGGGGCCCACAUGCUUCCAGAUUCUAGGCUUUGACAUACUUCUAAUGAAAAAUCUGAAGCCUGUACUACUUGAAGUAAAUGCAAAUCCCAGCAUGAGAAUUGAACAUGAGCAAGAACUUUCUCCAGGGGUGUUUGAAAAUGUCCCCAGCCUUGUCGAUGAAGAGGUGAAAGUGGCUGUGAUCAGAGACACACUGCGCCUCAUGGAUCCACUUAAGAAGAAAAGAGAGAACCAGUCUCAGCAGUUUGAAAAACCACUAGCUGGAAAGGCAGAUACUUCAGACAGUGACAUGGCCACUGCCCCAGAUGGCAGCACCAAUUCUGAAGCCCACCUGCCCUCCAUUUGCCUCAAGCAAGUGUUCCCCAAAUACGCAAAGCAUUUCAACUACCUGCGCCUGGUGGACAGGUUGGCAAAUUUGUUUAUCCGGUUCCUGGGAAUCAAGGGGACAAUGAAGUUGGGACCAACAGGCUUUCGUACCUUCAUAAGGAACUGCAAGCUCAGCAGCAGCAGCCUGUCCAUGGCUGCAGUGGAUAUUCUCUACAUUGACAUCACAAGGAGAUGGAACUCCAUGACUCUGGACCAACGGGAUUCAGGGAUGUGUCUGCAGGCAUUCAUAGAGGCUUUCUUUUACCUGGCUCAGAGGAAGUUCAAGAUGAUGCCACUCCACGAGCAAGUGGCCUCGCUGAUUGACUUGUGUGAAUACCACCUGUCCUUGCUGGAUGAAAAGCGCCUGGUGUGUGGCCGGAGUGGCACCUCAGGGUGCCAGCCCCCUUGCAGUGGCACUCCCCAGGAAGCCACCCCCUUGGCCCAGCUGUCGGAGGUCACCUCCCCACCCCACCUAAACAGUGCCAAUAAGCUCCCCCAGUCCAAACACUUUCUGUCCUGA
Molecule: messenger RNA, 2493 nt
Organism: Trichechus manatus latirostris (Florida manatee)
Lineage: Eukaryota; Metazoa; Chordata; Mammalia; Sirenia; Trichechidae
Gene: TTLL11
Product: tubulin tyrosine ligase like 11
Biological process (GO): microtubule cytoskeleton organization; protein polyglutamylation
Cellular component (GO): cilium
Molecular function (GO): tubulin-glutamic acid ligase activity; tubulin binding
Source: RefSeq, a predicted model, not a curated record